AUGUUCAAGUUUUACGUGCUCUUGAUUCACCUCUUUGGAGCCUAUGGUGCUCUGCUCUACGCUAACCUUGGAGACAAUGUGACUUUACUUUGUUUCUCCAGUGAGAGAAACCUGUGUUGGUACAAGCAGGUUGCAGGGGAACAACCUCAAAUAAUUUCCUCUUUCUACAAACAUUCAUUCUCCAACAUCUUUUACAACCAGUUUAAAGAUGACAAACGAUUUUCAGUUCACACUGGAGCAGGAUUCUAUCAUCUGGACAUUUCUAAUGUCCAGGACUCAGAUUCAGCCAUGUACUACUGUGGACAAACCAGUGUAACAGUCACUGAAUUUAGCAAUGGAACAUUUUUGGCUGUCAAAGAGUCCAGCUGCAGGUCUUUCCUCCAGCAGCCGCUGUCUGAGUCUGUGCAGGCAGGAGGCUCCGUGAGUCUGAACUGCACGGUGCACACUGGGACCAGUGACAGAGAACACAGCGUUUACUGGUUCAGAAAGGAUACAGGAAAGUCCCACCUGGGGAUCUUGUACGUCCACACACACAGCAGCAGUCGGUGUGUGAAGGCCGCAGGGUCUGAGUCUCCUGCACAGAGCAGGUGUGUGUACAAUUUAUGGAAAAGGAGUGUGAGCCUGUCUGAUGCUGGGACGUACUACUGCGCUGUGGCUUCGUGUGGAGAGAUACUGUUCGGGGGAGGAACGAGACAGGAGGUUGAAGACAAGAAACAUGUCUGCAUCCUGGGACAUGGGACAAUUAAAAAGUGCAGACUUUUUAUGGAUGGAUUUGUGAUAUUAGUUGUAAAUACAUCACAUGAAAUGAAGGGGAACAAGUGGAGAUAA
Molecule: messenger RNA, 828 nt
Organism: Seriola aureovittata
Lineage: Eukaryota; Metazoa; Chordata; Actinopteri; Carangiformes; Carangidae
Exons: 4
Coding region: 1-828 (275 amino acids)
Biological process (GO): response to bacterium
Source: RefSeq, a predicted model, not a curated record